AUGACCAUUUCAUACACGUUGAAAGUGGCCAAUGCUCGAUUUGGGGGGUUCUCCAAACUCCUGUUCCGAUGGAAAGGAAGCAUUUAUAAAUUACUGUACAAGGAAUUCCUCGUCUUUGUCGCCCUCUAUUCCCUGCUCAGUGUGACAUACAGGUUAAUGCUUUCGGAAGACCAAAAGCGUCAUUUCGAGGAGGUUGCGCUGUACUGUAACAAGUAUACGGAUCUCAUCCCAAUAUCCUUCCUGUUGGGUUUCUAUGUCAAUCUCAUCAUCAGCCGUUGGUGGGGUCAGUACACCAACAUCCCUCUCCCAGACCAGCUGAUGUGCGUGGUGUCCAGUAACGUGCAUGGAGCCGAUGAGAAGGGCCGCCUGCUCAGACGUACCCUGAUCCGCUUCGCCAAUCUGUCAUCGGUGCUCAUCUUGAGGUCCGUCAGCACCCGCGUUCUAAAGCGGUUCCCAACUAUGGAGCAUAUUGUGGAAGCAGGAUUUAUGACCCAUGAGGAGCUGAAGAAGUUCGAGAGCCUCUCGUCAGACUAUAAUAAAUACUGGAUCCCCUGUGUCUGGUUCACCAACAUGAUCGCGCAAGCACGCAGAGACGGGAGAGUACGAGACGAUGUGGCACUUAAACUUCUAAUGGACGAGCUGAAUAAAUACCGUGCAAAGUGCAGCAUGCUAUUUCACUAUGACUGGAUCAGUGUGCCGCUCGUGUAUACACAGGUGGUCACGAUUGCAGUAUAUUCGUUCUUUGCAUUUUGCUUGAUUGGAAGACAGUUUCUAGACCCGAGUCGGAAGCACGCUGGGCACAGUUUAGAUAUGUACGUUCCCCUCUUCACCCUGCUCCAGUUCUUCUCCUACUUUGGGUGGCUGAAGGUUGCAGAGCAGAUAAUUAAUCCGUUUGGUGAGGACGAUGAUGAUUUUGAAACCAAUCGCCUGAUUGACAGGAAUCUGCAGGUUUCCUUAUUGUCUGUGGAUGAUAUGUAUCAAAAUCUGCCUCCGAUGGAGAAGGACAAGUAUUGGGAUGACCAAAAUGCUGCUCCACCUUAUACUAUCGCUACAGCUGCCGAGACCCUCAAACCAUCAUUUAUGGGUUCUGCUUUCGAUAUGCGCUAUGUAGGAGACUCAGAACAGGUACCCUACACCCCAAGCAUGCCCCGUGCUCGUACUCCGAUGCUCAGUCGUUUCCUCUCCUCUGCACCAUCACCUGCUGUUAGCAUGAAAAACUUCAUGGGUCGUGGGGCGCGGGCUCACCCCGUCGUCCGAUUUAAAGGAGAAGGUUAUGCAUCUCCCAACCCUAACUCCCGCUACGUUGAUCAAGAUACAGACUUUGUAAGACGCAUCGACGAGGAGGAGACAACAGAAGAUGAGAAGGAAAGUAGAGGCAGCGAGCCACCUACUCCUAGGCUUCUCCUAAAGGUGCCUCGCCGACUGCAAGCCUCGGAGAAACAGAAGAAGAUGGAGCAGCCCAAGUCAUCCCCUUUGCUAAUCACUGUUAGCGAGCCAUCUGAUGAAAACAUGGAUUCAGACCAGGCUGAGUGCUAAAGACUAGCCUUUUUCCACCAGAAAUCAUAAUUUCCCACAUGGGAAAUGGGGCAAAGAGUUACAGUGCCUCUUCUUAGUGUUAUUGUGGGAUAUUAAGGGUCUGGCUACAUACUGGCACAGUCCCAUUCCAUCCAGGCUCCAUCCUGCUUUGAUAGUGCCUGGGAUCUAUAUCUUCAAUGAAUAAAAGGCCAACAAUA
Messenger RNA from Pelobates fuscus (common spadefoot toad), 1733 nucleotides. RefSeq names its product bestrophin 4 (gene BEST4). The transcript is spliced from 8 exons. The record is from RefSeq and is a predicted model, not a curated record. The coding region runs from base 1 to 1536 and encodes 511 amino acids. Gene Ontology annotation, molecular function: chloride channel activity. NCBI's taxonomy places the organism in Eukaryota, Metazoa, Chordata, Amphibia, Anura, Pelobatidae.